AUGCAUACAGAUUUAUCACCACACUUGCAUACUGACGAAUGUAAUAUUCUUAUAAAAAAGUUACAAGAUUGUCAUGCAGAGCAUCCUUUUAGGAAAUUUAUAGGAUACUGCAAUGACUAUGAUCGUGAUAUGAGAAAGUGUUUAAAAGCAGAACGUUUGAGAAGACAAAAAGCAAAUUACGAAGAAUCACUCAAAAGGCACUCUGAAAUUCGAGCACGAAUACGUGCUCAAGAAAGAGCUCAGCAAUUGUAA
Messenger RNA from Parnassius mnemosyne (clouded apollo), 252 nucleotides. Lineage: Eukaryota; Metazoa; Arthropoda; Insecta; Lepidoptera; Papilionidae. The record is from the annotation of a GenBank genome assembly.